Lycium ferocissimum is the source of this 1622-nucleotide messenger RNA. RefSeq lists its product as uncharacterized. Gene Ontology annotation, biological process: proteolysis. Gene Ontology annotation, molecular function: serine-type peptidase activity. NCBI's taxonomy places the organism in Eukaryota, Viridiplantae, Streptophyta, Magnoliopsida, Solanales, Solanaceae. Bases 108 to 1286 code for a protein of 392 amino acids. The record is from RefSeq and is a predicted model, not a curated record. The transcript is spliced from 13 exons.
CUGACAUUUCUGUACAGUAGAAAUAGAAAAAUACGAAAAGAAGAAGCCAAUUGUAAGAACCUUCCUGCUGUGUUUCUUAUCCAAAAUCACGGCCGCAACGCAGCAAUAUGUUGGGGAGACAUGUGGGACCCAUAUUGCAUGUGCAGUCCGACAAGCCAUAUAAACACCGAGGCCGAGUUUCAAAUAUUUACAACAGCUUCUCAGCUAACUUUUUCACUGAUCGAAUGGCGACGGAAGAGGUUAUUGAUGGCGCCAAGCUCCGUUCUCAGUUUCUUCAAGUCCUUCGCACACGUCGUCCUCCUCAAGUUUCACUCAGUGUGAUACCUGGAAAACCUGUAAAUGAUCCAUCAAAGCCAAUAUUCAGUGAGGUAAUGGCAUCUUGCCCUAAGGAAGAUAUUCCUAAUAUGAAGGAACUUCUUCAGGAGGAAAAUUUCUACUUGACCACAGAGGAAGGAGAGCAAGGGCUGUUGCCUGUCUUGGUAUUGAGCUUGAAGGAAACCGAUAAGAAGAAGAGGCCAGCUAUUGUCUUCCUGCAUAGUACAAACAAAUAUAAAGAGUGGUUACGGCCAUUGCUUGAGGCAUAUGCUUCGAGGGGAUACAUAGCUGUAGCAAUUGAUUCUCGAUACCAUGGAGAACGUGCCACCAAUAUGACAACAUAUCGUGAUGCCCUUAUAUCGUCAUGGAAAAACGGUGAUACAAUGCCUUUCAUAUUUGAUACGGUCUGGGACUUGAUAAAACUGGCGGAUUAUCUAACAGAGAGGGAAGAUAUCGACUCGUCAAGGAUAGGAAUUACUGGUGAAUCGCUUGGAGGUAUGCAUGCAUGGUUUGCUGCAUUUGCCGACACUCGCUAUGCAGUGGUUGUUCCUAUAAUUGGAGUUCAGGGAUUUCAGUGGGCAAUCGAGCAUGAUCGGUGGCAGGCAAGAGUUGACAGUAUCAAGGCUGUGUUUGAAGAAGCACGUUCUGAUUUAGGGAAGAAUGAGAUUGAUAAAGAAGUGGUUCAGAAGGUUUGGGACAGAAUUGCUCCAGGUUUGGCAUCUCAAUUUGAUUCACCAUGCACAGUACCGGCCAUUGCACCACGCCCCUUGCUGAUUUUAAAUGGAGAGGAAGAUCCUCGUUGUCCAAUUGCUGGCCUGGAUAUUCCAAAGUCAAGAGCCCAUAAAGCUUGUGCAGAUGCUGACUGUCCACUUAAUUUCAAGCUGAUAGCCCAAGCUGGCAUUGGACAUCAAAUGACUCCAUUGAUGGUAAAGGAAGCGAGUGAUUGGUUUGACAGGUUCCUUAAAGUGUAGUUGCAGGGUUUUCCAUCAACAACUACCAAUCUUUUCCCCUAAACUAGUGUGAGUGUUUGAUACUUUUUCGUGUAAAAUGGUAGAAGCUGCUUUACUAGUUGUUAAUGUGGGAAAACUGUAACUGAUAGACAAGAAUGCUACAUUUAUUUCUCAGCUGCUACAUUUAUUUCUCAGCUUUUAAUUUAGGGGGUUUAUAGGAGGCAAUGAAUAAGCCCAAGUGUAUUCCAGGGCAUUUUAGGCUUUCUUCAUGGCCGAAAUUACUUACGGGCGCUGGCCAAAAUAUACAAAACCUAUACACUGAUUAUGUAUAUUAUAUGUAUGUUAAUGUAUAUUAUA